This is a messenger RNA of Raphanus sativus (radish), 1204 nucleotides long. Its product is annotated as putative F-box protein At5g60060. NCBI's taxonomy places the organism in Eukaryota, Viridiplantae, Streptophyta, Magnoliopsida, Brassicales, Brassicaceae. The coding region runs from base 69 to 1187 and encodes 372 amino acids. The record is from RefSeq and is a predicted model, not a curated record. The transcript has a single exon.
UAAAACCACAUCUUCAUUCCUAAAACCAAGAAACAGAACAAGUCCAUACCCCCACUCUGUCUUCUUCCAUGGAGUCUUCUCUUGUUCUCUGUUCUCAAUGGUCUGAUCUUCCUUUAGACCUUCUUGAGCAGAUCUCCGAUUGCAUCAACGCCGUCUCAUCAGACACCGUUGAUCUCCUCUGUCUCCGCUCUGUAUGUGCCACGUGGCGUCUCUCUCUUCCUCUCUCCGACAAAAACAGUAACCCUUUGUCUGAAUUUACAACUCACCUCCCUUUCUGGUCAUCUUCUUCUUCUGGUUCCUUCAUUCUGAAACAUAGCAGUGUUUACAAACUCCAAGCUCCACAUAAGAGUUUGGAUCCCACAAGCUGGUUGGUGAAGCUUCAGGAGACAUCUCCAGGGAAAAUGCGAGUCUUGGAUCUCUUCUCAAACGACAGACUCUGUUGCUUACCAGAGAACUUCCCGGGAAAAAUCGACUUGCGGGAAUCUCAUGUGAGAUUAGUCCGUAGAGCUUACCGUGUGGAGUACGCAAACAAAGGUGGUGGCGAGAUGUCUUCUUUCUGGUCACUGAGUUCCGACAAAGUGGUGGUUCUGUCUUCAAGGGGACACUCUGCUGCUGUAAUGGCUAUCCACAGCGGUGGAAAACUAGGGUUCUUGAAAAGCGGAGACGAUGAAAGCUGGAGGAUCUUGGAUAACUCGUGGAACGUGACUUACGAGGACAUAAUGGCGUACGGAAAAAACUGCAUCGUGGUGGACGACAAGGGUAAAACCGUAAUUUACGAUGUGGAGUUCAAGGUUUCGGAGUUGGCUGAAGGCUUAGCCGGAGGAGGCGGUCACAAGAAGCAUCUGGUGGAAUGUUACGGAGGAGAAGUGUUGCUUGUGGACAAGUACGUGAAACACGUUUGGUGCAAAUCGGAUUUUUCGAAGUCUGCGGUGGAGUUUAGAGUGUACAAGCUGAAGAAAGAAGAGAAGAGAUGGGAGGAAGUGAGGGAACUGGGAAGAGAUGUGGCUCUGUUCAUUGGUGAAGACUGUUCUUUCUCCAUCGAGACUAUGGACGGUGAUGCGGGCGGAGGUUGUAUAUUUUAUAAAGAUUAUAGGAAUGGAGGAAGAAGCAGAGGGGUUUACAGUGACGGUGAAGGCGUCUUCAAUGUGGAGUUGAAAGACGCGGGGAAAUAUUGGGUUUCAUACUAAGCCCAAAUUUUUCGGCC